AUGAGUGGGUGCCCCUUCUUAGGAAACAACUUUGGAUAUACUUUUAAACCCCUCUCUGCACAAGGCAGUGAAGAAGACAAAUCACAGGCCGGUGUGAAUAGAGCCAGUAAAGGAGGACUUAUCUAUGGGAACUACCUGCAAUUGGAAAAAGUUUUGAAUGCACAGGAGCUUCAAAGUGAAAUAAAAGGAAAUAAAAUCCAUGAUGAACAUCUUUUUAUCAUAACUCAUCAAGCUUAUGAACUCUGGUUUAAGCAGAUCUUGUGGGAAUUAGAUUCUGUUCGUGAGAUCUUUCAGAAUGGCCAUGUCAGGGAUGAGAGGAACAUGCUGAAGGUGGUCACCCGAAUGCACCGGGUGGUGGUGAUCCUCAAACUCUUGGUCCAGCAGUUUUCCGUCCUGGAGACCAUGACAGCCUUGGACUUCAAUGACUUCAGAGAGUACUUAUCCCCGGCGUCCGGCUUCCAGAGUCUGCAGUUCCGCCUGUUAGAAAACAAGAUAGGGGUUCUGCAGAGCUUGAGAGUCCCUUACAACAGAAGACACUACCGCGACAACUUCAGAGGGAAAGACAACGAACUUCUGCUGAAGUCCGAGCAAGAAAGAACGCUUCUGCAGCUGGUGGAGGCAUGGCUGGAAAGAACCCCAGGUUUAGAGCCGCAUGGAUUUAACUUCUGGGGAGAGCUUGAAAAGAACAUUGUCAAAGGUUUGGAAGAAGAAUUCACGAAGAUUCAGGCUAAGGAAGAGUCAGAGGAAAAGGAGGAACAAAUGGCUGAAUUUCAGAAGCAGAAAGAGGUAUUACUGUCCUUAUUUGAUGAGAAACGUCAUGAGCAUCUCCUUAGUAAAGGAGAAAGACGGCUAUCAUACAAAGCACUUCAGGGGGCCUUGAUGAUAUAUUUUUACAGGGAAGAGCCCAGGUUCCAGGUCCCUUUCCAGCUGCUGACUUUCCUCAUGGACGUGGACUCACUCAUGACCAAGUGGAGAUAUAACCACGUGUGCAUGGUGCACAGGAUGCUCGGCAGCAAGGCGGGCACCGGCGGGUCCUCGGGGUACCAGUACCUGCGCUCCACCGUGAGUGACAGGUACAAGGUAUUUGUAGAUUUAUUUAAUCUCUCAACAUAUCUGGUUCCCCGACACUGGAUUCCGAAGAUGAACCCAGUCAUUCAUAAGUUCCUUUACACAGCUGAAUACUGUGACAGCUCUUACUUCAGCAGUGAUGAAUCAGAUUAA
Budorcas taxicolor (takin) is the source of this 1221-nucleotide messenger RNA. It is a transcript of the gene TDO2, whose product is annotated as tryptophan 2,3-dioxygenase. NCBI's taxonomy places the organism in Eukaryota, Metazoa, Chordata, Mammalia, Artiodactyla, Bovidae. Bases 1 to 1221 code for a protein of 406 amino acids. Gene Ontology annotation, molecular function: metal ion binding; heme binding; L-tryptophan 2,3-dioxygenase activity. The transcript has 12 exons. The record is from RefSeq and is a predicted model, not a curated record.